Messenger RNA from Fusarium coffeatum, 996 nucleotides. RefSeq lists its product as uncharacterized. Gene Ontology annotation, cellular component: cytoplasm. Bases 1 to 996 code for a protein of 331 amino acids. NCBI's taxonomy places the organism in Eukaryota, Fungi, Ascomycota, Sordariomycetes, Hypocreales, Nectriaceae. The record is from RefSeq and is a predicted model, not a curated record. The transcript is spliced from 3 exons. Gene Ontology annotation, molecular function: 2-oxoglutarate-dependent dioxygenase activity.
AUGUCUGAACCGUUGUAUCCUGCUUAUCUACCCACUCGCGACGAAGGGUAUAGCAAGCCUGUGCCAGUUCCCGAGUUUGAAGCGGAGGAGCCGGGUCUGCGGGCUGAUCCCGAGAAGGAGAACUUACUUCGGGGCGCGACGCGUGUGGAGAGGAUUACGCCGAGGGUUGGGACGGAGAUCACGGGUGUGCAGAUUAGUGAGUUGGAUAGAAAGGGAUUGGAUGAACUAGCUUUGUUGGCUGCUGAGAGAGGAGUUGUGGUUUUUAGAGACCAGAAUUUUAAAGAUGUUGGGUUUGAUAAGCAGAGAGAGAUCGUGAGACAUUAUGGACCUCUUCAUCAACAUCCUACAAUGGGAUAUCCACAGGGUACAGGACCUGAGUUCCACGUUGUAUACGCAGAUGAGAAAUCAGGAAAUCUAAGAAACCUCCUCGGUCCAAGAACAACCUACGAUCUUUGGCACAUCGACCAAACAUUCACUGCCAACGUCCCGUCAACCAGUUUCUUCUGGGUUCUCGAAAUCCCCUCCUCCGGCGGCGGUGACACAGCAUUUACAUCCCUAACAGCAGCCUACGAAGCUCUCUCCCCAGCAUUCCGCCAAACACUCUCCCACUUGAACUUGCAUCAUACAUCUGCUUCAGAAGGCGAAGUUAAACGCGUAGGCACAGAGCGCGCUUUAGCAGAAGCCAUCAACGCGACGCACCCGCUAGUCAUCAAACAUCCUGUCACAGGAAAACCUUCACUGUUUGUCAAUCCUACCAUUGCACGAUCUGUCGAAGGCUUUUUACCGGAAGAGUCAGAUCAUUUGUUGGGCUUUUUGAAGAAUCAUAUGAGAAGUUUGGAUUUUAGUUGUAGGGUUAAAUGGGAGACGGGGACGGUUGUGGUUUGGGAUCAGAGGAGCGUCGCGCAUUCGGCUGUGCCGGAUUUUGAGGAUUCGGAGAGGAGGCAUAUGGUUAGGAUUAUUCCUUAUGGGUCUAAGCCUGAGCCUGCUUUUGAUUAG